AAGAAACAAAUCCUCCUCAACGCCUUCGACAUGUUCACCCCCGGCCAUCUCUCACCAGGACAAUGGAAGAACCCGUCUGACCGAUCCAUCACCAAGUUCGAGUCGCUUGACUACUGGAUCAACCUGGCCAAACUCUUGGAAAAGGGAGGCAUCAACGCGUUGUUCCUGGCGGAUACGUAUGGCGGGUAUGAUACGUACGAGGGUAGCUUGGAUGAGUGCGUGAGGAGGGGGGCGCAGUGGCCGGUGGGGGAUCCUAUCAUUCCCAUUUCCGCAAUGGCGGCCGUUACGAAAAACCUCGCCUUUGGUAUCACGGCUUCCACUUCCUUCGAGCCUGCCUUCUUGCUGGCGAAGCGGUUUUCGACGCUUGAUCAUUUGACCAAAGGCCGAAUUGGUUGGAACAUCGUGACGAGUUGGAAGAAGAGCGCGUUCAAGGCUAUCGGGCUCGACAACCCCAUCGAACAUGACCAGCGGUACGAGCAGGCUGACGAGUACUUGAGGGUGUUGUACAAACUCUGGAACGCCUCCUGGACCCCCUCCGCCAUCCAACUCUCCCCAUCCUCUGACAUCUACAGUGACCCCUCCCAAGUCCGGCAAAUCAACCAUUCCGGAAAAUACUUCCAACUGUCCACCCCGCACAUCGUCCCGCCCUCCCCGCAACGCACCCCCUUCCUCUUCCAAGCUGGCACCUCCUCAGCGGGCUCCGAGUUCGCGACAACUCACGCAGAGGCAGUCUUUGUAUCUUCCCAUUCUCCCUCGGUCUUGGCACCCAAAGUCCAAAAACUGAGAGAGUUGGCGCGACAAAAAGGUCGCGAUCCUGCUAGUUUAAAGGUGUUCGCGACCUUUACUCCCAUUGUUGGCCGCACGGAAGAGGAGGCACAGGCCAAGUACGAAGAAGCGCGCAAAAAUGCCAGUGUCAUUGGUGGAUUGGUUCUCUUUGCUGGAUGGACGGGUAUUGAUAUUAGUCAGUUUGAGGAUCUGGAUCAGGAGAUUUCGGCGUCGGAUUCCAAGGAGAAGAAUAAGAUCUUGUCGAUUCUGGAUAACUUCACCACUCCUUCGGAAGAGGUGCCUAAAUGGACGCCGCACGUAGUAGCGGAACGAGCAGCAAUUGGUGGUCUGGGGCCUGUGGCGGUGGGGACGGCGGAGCAGGUGGCAGAUGAGAUGGAAAGAUGGGUGAGGGAGGCAGAUGUUGAUGGGUUUAAUGUCGCGCAUGUGACGACGCCUGGGACGUUUGAAGAGGUGGUGGAUUUAUUGGUGCCGGAGUUGAAGAGACGGGGGCUGUAUCCGGAGCAAGAAUCUGAGGGAGCGGAGGCAUGGACGGCCAGAGAAAAGGUGUAUGGAAGGGGACAGAAGCAGUUGAGAGCGGAUCAUGUGGGGAGAAAGUAUGAUUGGGAUGUGUAUGUGGAGGAGGAG
Messenger RNA from Neurospora tetrasperma FGSC 2508, 1410 nucleotides. RefSeq lists its product as uncharacterized. The record is from RefSeq and is a predicted model, not a curated record. The transcript has 3 exons. NCBI's taxonomy places the organism in Eukaryota, Fungi, Ascomycota, Sordariomycetes, Sordariales, Sordariaceae. The annotation marks the transcript as partial. Gene Ontology annotation, molecular function: monooxygenase activity; oxidoreductase activity, acting on paired donors, with incorporation or reduction of molecular oxygen.